Messenger RNA from Priapulus caudatus, 408 nucleotides. Its product is annotated as 60S ribosomal protein L6-like. Gene Ontology annotation, biological process: ribosomal large subunit assembly; cytoplasmic translation. The record is from RefSeq and is a predicted model, not a curated record. NCBI's taxonomy places the organism in Eukaryota, Metazoa, Priapulida, Priapulimorpha, Priapulimorphida, Priapulidae. Gene Ontology annotation, molecular function: RNA binding; structural constituent of ribosome. Gene Ontology annotation, cellular component: ribosome; cytosolic large ribosomal subunit.
GUCCGUUCAAGCUGAACGGCUGCCCGCUGAGACGAAUCAACCAGAUCUACGUCAUCGCGACCAAGACCAAGAUCGACGUCAGCGAUGUGAACGUGCCGGAAAACAUUAACGACGAAUUCUUCCGCAGACAGAAGCUGAAGAAGCCUCGUCACGCCGAGGGCGAGAUAUUUGAGGCUGCAAAGCAGAAGUACGAAGUGAAUCAGGAGAGGAAGGAUGCGCAGGUUGCCGUGGACAGCCAGGUGAUGGAUGCGGUACGCAAGUCCUCCGAUAAGAAGCUGCUAUUCGGCUACAUGGGAACGAUGUUCUCUCUGAAGAACCACCAGUACCCACACAAGAUGGUCUUCUGAGUGCUUCGUUUAAUCGUUUGUGCUGUACAAAAUAAAUAAGGUGCCUGUGUCUGGAAGAAGA